Messenger RNA from Aspergillus candidus, 731 nucleotides. RefSeq lists its product as uncharacterized. NCBI's taxonomy places the organism in Eukaryota, Fungi, Ascomycota, Eurotiomycetes, Eurotiales, Aspergillaceae. Bases 365 to 577 code for a protein of 70 amino acids. The transcript has a single exon. The record is from RefSeq and is a predicted model, not a curated record.
GCUGACCGGAGGGCUCCAGUGGGGUCGGUGCCGAUCUCCCGAUUUUACCAGGGACUCGACCCACUUUGCUCCGACACUAGGCCUCGCUGGGAAGAUCGGGACAUACAAUGCCUCAGUAUUGUUGGGGUCUCUCGGUGUCACAAAAAGAUAUUGCUCCUUUUGCAGUGAAUGUUGACUGUCCGGGUACCUGAACCGACCUGGCUCCGAGCUAUGGGUGGGCUCAGCUGUAACAUUGGCCUUUGUGUGAGGCGGAAGGGUCGCAUGUGUCUAAAGUGCUUCAAAUAAUUACCAAGAUCUGAAUCACGCUUCGCAAUCAUUUCACUUCGGUCAAACCCGCGAGCCUGAUCUCAUCACAGGUAGCGAAAUGCAAUUCGACUGUGCCACAGAUCUGUCCCACUCAAAUGGCUGCUCAUCGGGCACCCUGCCUGAGAGACUACCACAAACGGGAAUCUCCGUCUUGAUUGUUGGUGGAGGAGUAGCGGGCUUGUUAGCCGCUCUUGAGUGCUGGCGCAAGGGGCAUGACGUUCGAAUUCUAGAGAAAAGCCUGUCGCGAACUCUGUCUGGUACGUGCCUUUAGCCCUCCAACACCAGGUUUGAUCUGACAAGCCAAAUUUGCUAUAGGUGAUGCAGUCACCAUAGGGACCAGUGCGGUCCGUGCCUUGAAGAAGUGGCCAGACAUGUCGCAUCUCGUACGAGAUGUGGAUCUCCUGGCAUAAAAUCAACGGAGACUU